Molecule: messenger RNA, 1254 nt
Organism: Hydatigera taeniaeformis
Lineage: Eukaryota; Metazoa; Platyhelminthes; Cestoda; Cyclophyllidea; Taeniidae
Source: the annotation of a GenBank genome assembly
AUGGUCAAGUUGGUGAAAUAUUUAAAUUUUAAAAAUGCUUCACGUAUUAUUUUUCUUGCUGCAAUUCAUUGCAUUCUCCUGUACUGGUGCAUUCAGCGUGCAUACUUCAUGAAUGUAUUUGAAAGUCGCCAUGCAACUCUGCACCCCUUUGCAAAGAAAUACAAUUUCUUCUACCCCGAGGUCAAUCCCGAAGUCGUUUUAGUAUUUGUGCAUAUUCAAAAAACGGGCGGAACUUUCGUUGAGUCUGCAUUAACAAAUGAUGGUGUUUUUGGUUUUCCUUGCGACUGUAAACCCGGAGUGAAAUUCUGCAAAUGUUAUCAUGAUCAUAAUGUAUGGUUAUUCAGUAGGUUUUCUGUUGGCUGGCGAUGUGGUCUCCAUGCAGACUUCACGGAACUGCAGGAAUGCGUUCCAAAUAUGCUUAAUACGCUAGAGAAUCACAUAAGAUCUCGUAGAUUAGUCUACUUCACGAUUCUCCGUGGCGCUCUUGACCGUUACUUAAGCGAGUGGUUACACACGCGCCGUGGAGGCAAUUGGAAAAAAGCUACUCUUCGUUGUCGUGGGCAUUCACCUUCCCCCUCACAAUACCAACCGUGCUCCUACAUCUUCGACGCUAAUGUGUCUCAGUUGCCUUUUAGCCGCUUCGCCGACUGCCCAGGCUCCCUUUCUAAUAACCGACAGACUCGUAUGAUUGCCUCCCUUGACGAUCUUGGUUGUUAUACAAACUUGAAAGAAUGGACAUAUCCACUUGCUCCAGGAGCCAAUUUUUCACCCCCUCAGAUUGACCUUCUCGUUUCUGCGGUGGAAAACCUCGCUACUGCCUUCGCCACCUUCGGUUUGAUUGAACAUGCCAUCUAUACGCAGUAUAUGUAUCGCAUGGUCCUGGGUUUGGUCUUCCGUACCCCCUUUAAGAAUAACGCAAAUGAUUCGUGGGUGAGUGAUGCCCACCAUGAGCCCGGUCUCUUGUCCAAUGACUGGAAGGAGGUGGCGGAGGCGCGAAACCGGAUUGAUUUGAUGUUUGUGGCCUUUGCGAGGCAUCUCUUUGCCCACCGUUUGGCAGCUCGGUUGCGGGCGGAGUCGGCCCUACCAAUGCGGCUUCGAUUAUUCCUACGCCAAUUGGGACCGCCUCUCUUGCUAAGCAAUGCAAAUCUGGAGGCCAAAAUUUGUCGCCAUCUUUCUCGAUUUUUUAAUAAGGAGAUUGCAUGGAGAAAACUGAACUCCCCAGUGAUUUAUAAUGAAACAUCCAGGAUGGUCUAA